AAAAGUUACUGAGCCUUCUAUAAAAAAUAAAGAACUAGCAGUAAUAUAUAAUGUUAGCGAAGAAUGUAUUAGUGAUACAUUAAAAAAAUUACAAAAAUGGCUUGAAAUUGAUCCUCAAGCAUCCGAAGCUCAAGGUAAAAGACAGAUCAAG
Molecule: messenger RNA, 151 nt
Organism: Funneliformis mosseae
Lineage: Eukaryota; Fungi; Glomeromycota; Glomeromycetes; Glomerales; Glomeraceae
Source: the annotation of a GenBank genome assembly